Molecule: messenger RNA, 1000 nt
Organism: Grammomys surdaster
Lineage: Eukaryota; Metazoa; Chordata; Mammalia; Rodentia; Muridae
Gene: Ss18l2
Product: SS18 like 2
Exons: 3
Coding region: 63-296 (77 amino acids)
Biological process (GO): positive regulation of transcription by RNA polymerase II
Cellular component (GO): nucleus
Molecular function (GO): transcription coactivator activity
Source: RefSeq, a predicted model, not a curated record
GCUUGCGUCAGCAGCGCGCGACUCGGGGGCUCCCAGCUCGGGAUUCCGAGCUUCUUUGCAGCAUGUCGGUCAUCUUCGCUCCUGACUGGCUACGCGGCAAGGCCAAGGUCAACCAGGAGACUAUCCAGCGGCUCCUGGAGGAGAAUGACCAGCUGAUCCGCUGUAUCGUGGAGUAUCAGAACAAGGGCCGAGCGAACGAGUGCGUCCAGUAUCAGCAUGUGUUACAUAGAAAUCUCAUUUAUUUAGCUACCAUCGCAGAUGCCAACGCAAGCAGUCUUACAAAGGCGGUGGAGUAAUUUUCCAGGAGGCUGCAAUGAGGAGUGACUACAUGGAAGCCAUCUCCUGGGAAAUAGCUGCUCAGAACAUGGGCAAAAAGUCCCAUUCAUUUUAGACUGUGAGGAACUUGCUGCCAACUCUACUAUAUUCUUACUGUAAAUAUGUUAGUAAUAAAACAGAUCUCAUGGUAGAACUGUGAGGACCUGAGGUGUAUGACGGCAGUGCCAUUAUCAUUGUCAACAAUAGUGUUUAUCUGAUAACACAUAAUAAUAAAUGAUGCGUGCCUCUCCUCAGUGUCCCACAUCCACUAAUACCAUCCUCACACAGCCCUGUCAUCUCCUUUCCUUCACUUCUUUCCUUCUCGAUUAUAAACAAAGUCUCUGUUCAGGAAGAGAGGCUGAAGCAAAGGGUGCAUUCAAUGCUGAGAGGCAAAAAGAAAGAAAAAGUAACCAUCAGUCCUUGGCACACCUGAGAGGUGGAGGCAGGAUGUCAGGGUCAACCUGGACUACAUGAGACACAGAAAAAGAAAAAUGUUUUUGUUAGCAUAUACAUUAUAGGCUUAAUGACAUGGUCACACAUGUAUAUAAUGUAUCUGAUCAUAUGCAGUCGCAUUGCUCUCUUGUUCCCUUCCUGCUUGAAAGCUUGAUAAACAACAUGGAUGCAAUUUAAAGAUACUUUGCUUUUAUACUGUGAAACCAGCCAGCCAUAAAGGAUGGACACCAUA